CGAGUGAAAAUCAAACCGAGUGUAGAGACACUUUAAUUAUGGGAUGUACAAGUCCCCCUUCUAAAAAAUGAGAAAAGAGAGAUGCACUGGUUUUGAUUUAAAGUGGAAAUCGGAAUUUCCUUGGGUUAAAGAGGUUGAUGGAGGUACAUAAUGAAUUUUGUUUUGUUCAAAUAGUUAGUUAAAAUUUCAUUUAACUUUCAUUUAACACAGUACUAUGUGUUUAAUAUUUUACUUUCUCUUUCUACUAUUUUUUUUGUGGCAUAUCUGCAUAAAAAAUGUUGCACUUGCAAAACUAAUUUUUUUAAACAUUUAUUCUUGAAUGUUUGCUGUAGUUUAAUGCCUUCUUUAAUAGAUUUAGUUCAUGUAAACUUGUCUUUUUCACAAAGUAAACAUUUAAAAAGCUGAAAACAGUUAUAAAUUGUCCGUUUGUUUGAUAUCUACAGGCCGGGGAUGCUAUUUACACUACUGUAAAAUCACUUGUGACUGGUACAUUGUCCGUUCUGCGGUAUCUGCAGACCAUGCCAGGGGAGGCCUACCAGAGUGCAGUGCAGAGGGUAGAGGACCUUCAGGCCAAAGGGUUCAACAUCAAGCCUCCUGCUGAACAAGAGACUGUCAACUUUAGAGAGAAGAUGCUGGCUGAGCACAUUGGACUUGUGGUUGACAAGACCCUUCAUGAGUGGUGCCAAGUUAGGGAAUCCAUUGCUGACAGUGGGCUUGCAGCAGACAAGGCCAUGGAGUGGGUUACCACAAAUUUGAACGUCAGCCACACCAACCUCUUCAAACUUGCUGCUGUGGGGCUGUUGAUCCCAACAUCAACAUCAGACUGUGAGCGUGGAUUUUCCACCCUCAAGAGGGUAAAAACAACACACAGGGCAUCUUUGAGCCCACCAUUUCUCAACCCCCUCCUUCCUGUUGGGAUGUUAGGACCACCAAUAGAAAAGGUGAUAUCAACUCCAUGGUGAAAAUUUGGCACAAGGAGAAACCAAGGCGUAGCCAGCUCUAGGCAGUCAUAAUUAAUUGAUAUAAUAUUAUUGUUUUAAAUUUUUGUGCGAUAUAUAUUUUUCUGUUAAAGUUAUUUGAAAAGACAAUAAAAUAUGUUAAUACUGAACACCUUUUGCUUGACUUAACUCUCAUUAAAUAUGCACCAAAAUACACCAUUCCUUUGUAAGGUUUCAAAAA
Ruditapes philippinarum (Manila clam) is the source of this 1179-nucleotide messenger RNA. RefSeq lists its product as uncharacterized. The transcript has 3 exons. The coding region runs from base 519 to 962 and encodes 147 amino acids. The record is from RefSeq and is a predicted model, not a curated record. Lineage: Eukaryota; Metazoa; Mollusca; Bivalvia; Venerida; Veneridae. Gene Ontology annotation, molecular function: protein dimerization activity.